AUGAUCGCGGUGUCGCUGUUGUUCGCCGUGACCGUCCCUCUGAAUGCACAGUGCUAUUCGAGGGGGUGCGUUGGAGGCGGCGGUGGCCAUGGUGCUGCUGCUUAUGAAACUGGUGGUUACGUGCAACCAAUUCAACAGCUCUUCCCACAACACAUCCCUCAGCAGUUACCUCAACCACAACCAUCAGGUUACGACUACAAGAUGACCCCCUACGCACGACCACCAAUCGAGGUCUUACCGAGUACAACAAGAGAAAUUGCAACGGUUUCGCUUCCACCCAAAUCGACGGAGUAUGAAGAUUACGGGAAGAGGCCUAUCGACUUAAAGCCGAGUUCUGCAGAAGGAACGGCAGCGGUGUACGAGACACCUAUCAAACCUUCAUCGACAUACAUUCGUGAAAUGCCUUACCGUCCAUAUCCACAGCCUCCAAUGCCGUAUAGACCACUUUCAGUUCUACCAUCACCUGGAUGUUAUGUGGUUCAACCUCAAUACUACCGUCCUGCUUCCUAUAUGCCAAGAGGGUACAUGAUGCCAUACGCUCCAACACCCUCUUACGCCGUAGCUCCUUCACCUCUAUCUCGGCCACCACUGCAAUGAUUUAUUUCUGUGUUCUGCUCGAAGGACGACUUCACCUAUGUGUCACGUAGUGAGACGUACUGCCAAGUGGAAAGCAACGGCAUUUUGUGCUACGCGUUCCAGCAUAAUUGA
Molecule: messenger RNA, 708 nt
Organism: Angiostrongylus costaricensis
Lineage: Eukaryota; Metazoa; Nematoda; Chromadorea; Rhabditida; Metastrongylidae
Source: the annotation of a GenBank genome assembly